Trifolium pratense (red clover) is the source of this 903-nucleotide messenger RNA. RefSeq lists its product as uncharacterized. The record is from RefSeq and is a predicted model, not a curated record. The transcript is spliced from 2 exons. Lineage: Eukaryota; Viridiplantae; Streptophyta; Magnoliopsida; Fabales; Fabaceae. The coding region runs from base 1 to 903 and encodes 300 amino acids.
AUGUCUGCUACCCCCCAAAAUCAUGGUCAGCCAUUUGUGGCUCAGGAACAAACAUUUAACCAAGGUCAAACACAUGUGGUACCUGAGGAACCUCAAUAUCAAAACGAAGUUAAUCAAGCACCACAAGUAGUGUUAGUAAAUCGAAAUCAGGAUGCUGAUGAGAUAGUUCGAAAUGUCCAAAAUAAUAAUUUUGCUGGACAUAAUAAUUUAACAAAUUUGGUUGAGACAAUUUUGACUCAGAAUGGCCUUAAUUUGGGCUAUCGAAGGCCAAAUUUUGUCUCUGCUUUGUCUGAGUAUGUGUUACAAACUGAGUUACCAAGGGGUUGGAAAGUCCCUAAAUAUACUAAGUUUGCUGGAGAUACCAGUGAGUCUACAGUCGAACACAUUGCUAGGUUCUUAGCUGAGUCUGGUAAUUUGGCAAACAAUGAGAAUUUAAGAAUGAAAUAUUUUCCUAAUUCUCUAACUAAAAAUGCCUUUACAUGGUUUACAACUUUGCCACCUAAUUCGAUUCAUACUUGGACACAACUUGAAAGAUUGUUCCAUGAGCAAUUUUACAUGGGCCAAACUAAGAUAAGUCUCAAGGAAUUGGCCAGUGUCAAGCGUAAAACACAAGAGUCUAUUGAUGAUUAUUUGAAUAGAUUUAGAUUGCUUAAAGCUAGGUGUUUUACUCAAGUACCUGAACAUGAACUUGUCGAAAUAGCUGCUGGUGGCUUAGAUUAUUCGAUUAGAAAGAAAUUAGAUACUCAAUACUUAAGAGAUAUGUCUCAAUUGGCUGAUAGAGUUCGACAACUCGAAAAGCUAAAAGCUGAAAAGUUUAGGAAUUCAAAGUUUCAGAAAAAGAAAGAAAGGAACCUCUUGGCUUUGGUUAAACCAUGGAAGCAGUGCAGUGCAGUGGUAGUAUAG